Microdochium trichocladiopsis is the source of this 1199-nucleotide messenger RNA. RefSeq names its product NmrA family protein. The record is from RefSeq and is a predicted model, not a curated record. The transcript has a single exon. Bases 86 to 1006 code for a protein of 306 amino acids. NCBI's taxonomy places the organism in Eukaryota, Fungi, Ascomycota, Sordariomycetes, Xylariales, Microdochiaceae.
AUCCAACAUCACUCAGAGCAAGUCCCGUGACAUACAACAGAUCAUUCUCCCAAUACACCUUCUACAAGAUCCACCACCCAACAAAAUGGCCACCUUCCUAGUCACCCAGGCGACCGGCAGUCAAGGCCGAGAGACCGUUGCCCACCUGCUCGAGGCUGGCGUCAAAGUCCAUGCACUCGUGCGCGAUGCCCACAAAAUCCCCCCUAUCUUGAAGAGCCCGGGCGUGACGCUCUUCCAAGGCGAGAGCAAGAACCUCGACGACGUCCUGCAGGCUGCGCAGGGCUGCAAGGGUGCCUACCUGAACACGUUCCCCUACCCGGGGCUGGAGAUCCUGCAGGCGCAGACCAUCAUCGAGGCGUGCAAGAAGGCCGGGGUCGAGCGCAUCGUGGCCUGCACGACCGUGGGCGUGGGCAACAGGCCCGCGUGGGACACCAGCGCGACGGCCGCGUUGCACCUGAUCGACUACUUCAGCUCCAAGGCCGAGGUCGAGGCCGCCGUGCGCGCCGCCGGCUUCGCCUCCUACACCAUCCUCCGGCCCGCCAUCCUACUGCAGGACCUGCUGCUCCCCGGCGUCCACCAGAACUACCCCCGCCUCCACACCCACGGCGAGCUCGACCACGCCUUCGACGACGGCGUGCGGGCCGCCCAGACGGACGCCUUCGACGUCGGUAGGUAUGCUGCGGCUGCCCUGCUCGACCCGGCCAAGUUCAACGGCCAGGAGAUUGAGCUCGUCAGCGAGGCCCUCACCGCCGAGGAGAUGCGCGACGUCAUUGUCAGGGUCAGCGGCAGGGACGUGGGGCUAAAGAAGCGCAGUCCCGAGGAGGUCGAGGAGGCCAAGCGCACCGUCUUUGGUCAGUCGUUCCAGCUCUUGACCAACACGAUCGACAUCUGGAGCAAGGAAACGGCCCGCGAAGUUGAGGCCAAGUACGGCAUCCCCUUGACCUCGGUGGAGGCGGGCCUGCAGAGGGAGAAAGCUCGGCUCUUGGAGUGUCUGCCGGCGGCCUAGUGUUCUUUUACUUUGUUGCGUUGCAUUGCAGAGGACAAUGGGGAAAGUUCAAGUUGGACCCAAUAACGUAAUUCACCCUUGGCGGCCCACCCCAUUGAGUGGCCCACCAAAAGCUGCAAAUACACAUAAAAAAGGGAAUAUCUCAACAACUACAACAGCAGACACCUAAUCUAAUUAAAUACAGUAUUAUGCG